CGGAGGGGUAGGCUGCGCGGGAGGCCGAGAGGGGGCAGCAGGAGAUGGCGGCGGCGGCGGCGGCGGGUCGGCUAGGCUGGUUGCUCGCCGCGCUCUGCCUGGGCAACGCCGCCGGGGAGGCGGCGUCGGGCCCGCGAGUGUUGGGCGUCUGUCUGGAGGAGGACCGAGCCGCGGACGCGGGGUGGGCGCGCGGAGGAGAGGUACGGGCCGCUCCGGAGGCCACCUUCCGCCUGCGCGUCUUCGGCUCGGGUUUGGCGAACAGCUCCUGGUCCUGGGUGGCCCCCGAGGGGGCGGUCUGCCCCGAGGUCCUCAGCCGCCUGGCGGUGCUGCUGACCCUGCCCGUGGCGCUGCCCGUGGGCCAGUUGCUGGAGCUGGCGGCGCGGCCCGGGAGGCUGCGCGAGCGCGUGCUGGAGCUGGCGCGCGGGGGCGGCGACCCCUACAGCGACCUCAGCAAAGGCGUGCUGCGGUGUCGGACCGUAGAGGACGUGCUCACGCCGCUCGAGGACUGCUUCAUGCUGGAUGCCAGCGCCGUGCUGGACUUCGGCGUCCUGGCCAGCAUCAUGCAGAGCGGCCACACGCGCAUCCCGGUGUACGAGGAGGAGCGCUCCAACAUUGUGGACAUGCUCUACCUCAAAGACUUGGCCUUCGUGGACCCCGAAGAUUGCACGCCGCUCAGCACCAUCACCCGCUUUUACAACCACCCACUCCACUUCGUCUUCAACGACACCAAGCUGGACGCUGUCCUAGAGGAGUUCAAACGAGGGAAGUCCCACCUGGCCAUCGUGCAGAGGGUGAACAACGAGGGUGAAGGGGACCCCUUCUACGAGGUGCUGGGCCUGGUCACCCUGGAGGACGUCAUUGAGGAGAUCAUCAAGUCUGAGAUCCUGGAUGAGUCUGAGGAUUACCGAGAUACCGCAGUGAGGAAGAAGCCUGCUGCUCUGAGCGCCCCUCUCAAGCGGAAAGAGGAAUUUUCCUUGUUCAAGGUGUCUGACGAUGAAUAUAAAGUGAAAAUCUCACCUCAGCUGCUCUUGGCCACCCAGCGCUUCCUGUCCCGAGAGGUGGAUGUAUUCAGCCCCCUGCGAAUCUCCGAGAAGGUCCUGCUGCACCUGCUGAAGCAUCCCAGCGUCAACCAGGAAGUGAGGUUUGACGAGAGCAACCGUCUGGCUGCACACCAUUACCUGUACCAGCGCAGCCAGCCGGUGGAUUAUUUCAUUCUCAUCCUGCAGGGCAGGGUUGAGGUGGAGAUCGGGAAAGAGGGCCUGAAGUUUGAGAAUGGGGCCUUCACCUACUAUGGAGUGUCUGCCCUGACAGCACCAUCCUCAGUUCACCAGUCCCCAGUGUCCUCGCUCCAGUCCAUCCGCCACGACCUGCAGCCUGAGCCAGCCGAUGGUGGCCGCUUGUCUGCAUACUGUCCUGACUACACCGUGAGGGCCCUCUCCGACCUACAGUUCAUUAAGGUCACGCGGCUGCAGUACCUCAAUGCACUCCUGGCUACUCGAGCCCAGAACCUGCCACAGUCCCCAGAGAACGCAGACCUCCAGGUCAUCCCAGGUAGCCAGACCAGGCUUCUUGGUGACAAGUCAGCCGCAGCAGCAGCAGGGUCCAACCACAGCAGAGCCGGCCUCCCAGCGGAGGACAGCCCUGGGCGGAACCCAGGGGUUUAACUGCUUGCCAGGCAGCCCCGGGUGUGGGCAAUGGACAAGCAUGUGGGGAACUGGAGAGCCGAGGAGUAGCUUCCCAUCAGCCUGUCCCCAUCCCCUCCAGGCCACGUUUUAGAUGGCCCUUAUAGAUGUUGGUCCUGGGCUGUCCUCAGAACCAGACCUCAGUGCCAGGAGCCUUCAGCAGGCCCUGCCCUCCUUUAGGAAAUGGGGGUCAGCUGGGGUACAGCCCUCCAGGCCUGCUUCUGAAGGGAAUGGAAAGAACACUGUCAUCUCCGGUCCCCAGGACCCAGCCUUCUGCCAGCCUGUGACAGUGCAGUGUAUUUAUACCUCUUUGGGCCAAGCCAUGAUGUGAGUGCACAAUUACUGCCUUUAUGUGGCCGUGACCUGUACUCGCUUUGCUUUUAAUUUGCCAACGUUCUGCUGCUGGCAGCACUUUUUGAGCAAACCAGGAGUACUAGUUUUGGCUGGGGGUUGACAUCCAUGACCUUGGCCAUGGUGAACUAUUUGGCUUCCCUUACAGUGCCAUGUUUCAAAGCACACGCCCCUGCCUGUUCCGUGUGCCAAACCUAGAAGAAGUAUGGUGACCCACAGUAUGUCCCACUGUCCUGCUCCCUCCUGUGGAGGUUGCUUCUCUGAGCCCUGAGCUCCGAGCCCUGAGCAAGCAAGGCUGGCCCCCAGUGGCACUGAGGAGUUCUGCUCUUUCUGCUUCUCAGCCUGUCUUGCUUAAUUGCCACUAACAGUAUUUUUCUGUGUUUUAAGAAGAGGUCACACAUGGGAGCAAGGGGUCUGCUGCACCUAGUCCUUAGUUGCUGGAUCCCAGGGAGAGCAACCAACUGUUAGACCUGUUUUGGAACCUUCUUCCUGGGCCUCUGUGGAGGCCUCUAAUUUGCAGGGAGAGCAGAGAGGCAGGUAAGGGUUGGUUAUAGACCAGGCAGAUCCUCAUCCCCUUUCUUUAAAAAAAAAAAAAAAAAAAGAACAUGACAUCAGG
Suricata suricatta (meerkat) is the source of this 2649-nucleotide messenger RNA. It is a transcript of the gene CNNM3, whose product is annotated as cyclin and CBS domain divalent metal cation transport mediator 3. Bases 45 to 1664 code for a protein of 539 amino acids. Gene Ontology annotation, biological process: magnesium ion homeostasis; transport. Lineage: Eukaryota; Metazoa; Chordata; Mammalia; Carnivora; Herpestidae. The record is from RefSeq and is a predicted model, not a curated record. Gene Ontology annotation, molecular function: transmembrane transporter activity. Gene Ontology annotation, cellular component: plasma membrane. The transcript is spliced from 9 exons.